Messenger RNA from Carassius gibelio (silver crucian carp), 2438 nucleotides. Its product is annotated as ADP-ribosylation factor 4-like. Bases 1513 to 2058 code for a protein of 181 amino acids. NCBI's taxonomy places the organism in Eukaryota, Metazoa, Chordata, Actinopteri, Cypriniformes, Cyprinidae. The transcript is spliced from 7 exons. Gene Ontology annotation, cellular component: plasma membrane; cytoplasm. Gene Ontology annotation, biological process: intracellular protein transport; vesicle-mediated transport. Gene Ontology annotation, molecular function: GTP binding; GTPase activity. The record is from RefSeq and is a predicted model, not a curated record.
AUAAACACACACACUGAACACACAUAAUUAUCAAGCUGAGCCUUUAACAGUAGUUAUUAAUUUUCACUAAAUGAAUCAAAAUUUAGUAUUUUUAUUUUAUCUUACUGCACCAUGGGCAUCUUCUUCUCCAACCUAUUCUCACGACUCAUGAAGAAGAAAGAAAUUAAGUUGCUUGUGGUUGGUCUGGAUGCACCAGGGAAAACAACAGUCCUCUGCAAACUACAAACUCUGUGAAUUUUUCACAGCUAUUCCAACUAUUGGUACUGAAUCAAAACAGUAUAUUUUAUAUUGCUAGGUUACUUCAGAAAACAUGUUUAGUUAAUUUUUCAUUUAAAUUCUUGUUCCAUGACUAUAAAGACUUAUUUUAAUGUGUUUUGUUGUAUCUGUAUCUGUUUGAAAUAUAUAUAUAACAGAAUAUAAAAAUGCAUGAGAAAUAGAGUAUGUUUGCACAGUUAUAGACAUAUUGAUGUAAGGUGUAUAUUUAAUGUAUGCAUAAAUGAUUAACAUCAGAAUUGCUGAAUCAGAUUGUAAACAUGGUCAUAAUGUUACGUUUUUUUUUUAUAAUUUAUGAACAAAAAUAGAUCCAAUAAAUGAUGAAGUUUUACAAAAAAGGUUUCAAUUUCAAAACCUAAUCAUAUUUGCCUAAUGAAUGACAUUUAUGGAAAAUGCUAACUAUUAAUUUGUAAUUUAGCUAUAGUUUUUAGCUGAUACUAUCUUCAAAAGAAAAAACCAUAUGCCUAUGACAACAAUUAUAUUAUAAAAGACAUUACAUGUGAGUGUACUGUAAAAUAUGGUACAAAUGCUUUUAAAAGUAAAACAUCCUAUAAUUUAUAAAAAAUGUUAUUUUAAAAUAACGCAAGACAACUAUAGUACUAUCUAAUUGUCGCUAUGAGUAAUGUGCACUGGAUUGUUCUACACUUGUUUCAUUAAUGUUUAGGAUUAUUUUAUAGUCAUAUGUGUUACAUUGAUUGCUGUUGUUUGCUGUGAAACUGGUUCAUGUGUUAUUGUUGUUUAUGAAUGCGAGAAGAGCCCAUUACAAUGAACUUUAAGUCAUCUCAUGGAAUAUAAACAUAUUUUUAUGACACAAUCGCUCCACCAAAACGUUUGAACAUUAUUACAGUGUUUUAGGGUAUGUGUCUGGCAACCACAGCUGCAAGUGUAGGCUAUUUGAUAGUUUUUUUUUUUUUACAAAACAUUUUCACGGUUUAUGUACUCCCUCCUUACAUUUCCCAACCAUUUAUUGAGUUAUAUGUUAUUCAAAUGAAAUCAAACCCUUCAAACUGUAAAAAUAAUAAUAAAAAGUUUGUUUAGACACGUGAUACAGUAGGUGACGUCAUUUCGAACGCGUUGGAUUUGCCGCGAGAGAAGCUGAGAGUGGCGGUGUUGAGCUGUCAAUCAAACCGAAAGUAAAAAACCCUAUAUAUAAACACACUGAACACACAUCAUAACUAGUCUGAGCCUUUAACACUAGGCGUUUAUCUUCAGCUACAGCGGUUCUGUCUUAUUGCAAACAUGGGCAACUAUUUCUCUCAGAUUUUCUCUCGUCUCUUUCCGAAAAAGCAGAUUCGGUUGCUUAUGGUUGGUCUGGAUGCAGCAGGGAAAACAACAGUGCUCUACAAACUCAAACUCGGAGAAGUUGUCACAACUAUUCCAACUAUUGGUUUUAAUGUUGAAACAGUUGAAUAUAAAAACAUCUCCUUCACUGUGUGGGAUGUUGGCGGUCAGACCAAAAUCAGAGGUCUUUGGAAAUAUUAUUAUCAGUACACUGAGGGCUUGAUCUUUGUGGUGGACAGCAGUGAUCAUGACCGGAUUGAAACAGCAGCAGAGGAACUAAACGCAAUGCUGGCGGAGGACGAGAUGAGAGACGCAGUUCUGUUAGUUCUUGCUAACAAACAGGAUUUACCCAAAGCCAUGCCGGUCCACGAGCUGACAGACAGACUGGGUUUACACGCACUAAGAGGACGACAGUGGUUUGUUCAGGCUACAUGUGCGGUUCAAGGGUCAGGUUUAUAUGAAGGACUGGAUUGGCUCUCAGAUCAACUUUCAGGACGACCGUAAUGCUGGAACUUUAUGUUUUGGGUUUUUGUGGCCUGAUACUUCAAAACUAAUACAUACUGUAAUUGAAUGUAUCUGCCUUCAGCUGUUUAUUAUCUCAAAAGCAUUUUUAUGUAUUAAUAUUAAAUCAAAACGGUGCUUUUUAUAUUGUGAGGUUACAUCUGAAAACAUGUUUAGCUAUUUUUUUAUUUUAAUUAUUGUUCCAUGAACUCUGAAAGAAAAAACACUUUGAAAGACUUAUUUUAAUAUGUGUUUUGUUGUAUCUGGAUUUGAAAGAAUAAGCUGAUGUUUGUCUGGAAAAUAUAUACAUAUACAGUAUGUGUGAUGUGUGUGUGUGUGUCCUUCAAAUAUCUCCAAUAAAUGGUGUAUUUAUUUUCAAACAA